This is a messenger RNA of Oikopleura dioica, 1419 nucleotides long. The record is from the annotation of a GenBank genome assembly. Lineage: Eukaryota; Metazoa; Chordata; Appendicularia; Copelata; Oikopleuridae.
AUGAUUCUCAGUGAUGCUCAGACGAACUUUGCCUCAACCGCAGUGAUUGAAAAUUUUGGCCAAGAAGUGCAAGUAACAGCUGAAAACUUAAAAGUAACAUACACGCCUGAUUCGACGAGUGCUCAAAAGACGAUUUCGAUCGAGCCAACUGCGGACCUGUCAGCGAAUAUCAACAACGGAAAAGUCUGGUGUUGGACAACAACGGAAAACUUCGAGUUCUUCUUCUCGUUCGCCAAGAAGACUGGUGAUUCUUUUGGUGAUUUAUGCACGAAUCCCUCCCGCUUGGACGACUACGAAUUAGUCCGGCUUCUCUGCGAACAGCAAGAAAAAUCGCUCCCUUGGUACAUGGUCAAAGACAACUCUAACUUCAGAGGAAUAUCUUAUGCAGAGCAACCCAUCGAUGCAAGCGUCCUUCCAACCUCAAUUUCUUCGACUUCUUGCAGCUCGGCUGAUGCAUACUGCCCCGGCGAUCAAAUUUUAAAAAAGCUGGGAGACGACUCAAUCGCAAAAGUAAACUUCAUCCAGUCCUUCCUUGGAAACUGCCAGUUCUCCCCGCUUCCACUCAAGAAACUAAUCAUCAAAAAAGCAUGUCAACAAAUUUCCUCCAACGCCGCUGAAAUAACCGGUCUCGCUGGAACUAACGUCUGUGCAACGAAAAAGUGCACGAAUACCGUUUCCUUGAAUGUUCAAAAUGCUGCUGGAGAAACAGUUGAUCUGGCGUCUCCGAGUGGAAGUUAUGUUCAAACGAUGGAACUGAAGAUUGAGACGACAGCUGGAGCAUCCGGAUAUACAAUCAACGCAGCGACGCUGAUAAUCGAUUACACAAAUGAAACACCGAAAGCGUCUGUCAUCUCGUUAUUGGAAGGAAGUCUUACCGCGAAUGCCGCGUUACAAACAAGCAUCUUACCGGGUAACGAGCUGAAAAUAACUCCAUCUCUCGACUUUACUUCCUGUGCUGAUUCGAGUUACUCGAUCAAAUUUGGCGAGGAUCAUAUCAUGUCUUGCUCCUUGAGUGUCGCCAUUGAUGGAACUUGUGAAAAUGAUGCUUUAGCUAUCAAAAAUCAAGUCGCUCUUGAAUUCGGAAAGAGCGCUACGACAACCAUUUUAUUCGAAGAAGGAACGCCGAACUUUGAGUACAGCAUUUUAGGCGCGCAAAAUGAGUAUUUUUACUACCCGAAUUCGACAACUUUCGCAGCGGACACAACCUACGACAUCGAACACCGUGUUAUCUUCAUUCAAUACACCCGCCAACCCUCGGAUAUUUUCACAUCUGUAAUGGGCACUUGCGAAGAUUCAGAAGUCUGUUUACGGGAUGCUCCCAUCGCCACGAUCUGUUUCGCCGUUGUUUUCAUCAUUUUCCUUCUUUGGAUCUAUGCCACAAGAGACGAAGAAAGUCAUCGAAAAGUGAAAGUCCAUUAG